Molecule: messenger RNA, 790 nt
Organism: Humulus lupulus (European hop)
Lineage: Eukaryota; Viridiplantae; Streptophyta; Magnoliopsida; Rosales; Cannabaceae
Product: cystathionine beta-lyase, chloroplastic-like
Exons: 3
Coding region: 17-262 (81 amino acids)
Biological process (GO): transsulfuration
Cellular component (GO): cytoplasm
Molecular function (GO): carbon-sulfur lyase activity; pyridoxal phosphate binding
Source: RefSeq, a predicted model, not a curated record
UAUAUUGUAUAUUUUAAUGCAUUUCUUUCUUUGGCAGAGUAAUGCACAAACGAUUGCUGAGUUUCUGGCGUCCCAUCCACGGGUGACGAAAGUUAACUAUGCAGGCCUUGUUGAUCAUCCUGGACAUGAUUUGCAUUUUUGUCAGGCUACAGGUGCAGGAUCUGUGUUGAGCUUCUUGACUGGCUCAAUUGCACUAUCAAAGCAUAUUGUCGAAAGUACCAAGUACUUCAGCAUAGCAGUCAGUUUUGUUUUCAUCUGUUAACAGGGAGUGUGAAGUCUCUCAUAAGCCUGCCCUGCUUCAUGUCUCAUGCUAGCAUACCAACUGAAGUGCGCCAGGCCCGAGGUUUAACUUAAGAUCUUGUUCGUAUAUCAGUUAGGAUCGAAGAUGUGAAUGAUCUGAUUGCCGAUUUAAACCACGCACUUAGAACUGGACCUGCAUGACAAUGUUCAUUCUUGUUUGACUGUUAAAGAACAACUACUUGCAUCUGCCGCAAAAUGCGUGCAUAUAUGCUGAAAUUUAUGGAAGCUGUUAGUUUUAGCGGCAAUUCUUAAUAUGAUGUUUUGCAGUCAUCUCCCAAUUUUAUUUCUAUAGCUUUGGAUGACCAAUGAUAGCAAAUAGUUUGAGUGUGAUUCAUUUUGAACCAACUUCAUGGCUUACCUGUGUGAUUAUAUAUUGAUGUGAUAAGUGAAUAUUCAGCCAAGAGUAUGGUCGCAUAAAAUGGUAAUGUUAUUUGCUGUGAUAACAUGAAUGUUGUGUAUGUAUGUUGUCAGGGAGAAAAAGGUUGUGAAA